GACACUGAGUCCACUCUGCACUCCUGAGGGACGACUCACGACACUCCGAACUCAGCAGAGAGUAACCCGCGGUCGUGUGAGGUGCUUGUCAUUACGCUAUUCUCCAAUUCAUUUACGCAAUCGCGACUCUACCAUGGUUGACCAGGUGCAAGUAAUGUAUUAAAAAUAAAUCAACUUCGUGAAAAAUUUACGACAUCAAGCGCGAUUUACAGAUAUGUUUUUAAUUAUUGAAAUUUAGUAGAAUGUUACGGUUACAAAGUGGUUGGGAAGUUCUGAAACAACAAUUCUUUUUGAUAUCAUGGAUCUCAAUAGUAACAUAUCACUUUUACAAUUCAUUUAUUUAUUACAAGGAUGAGCGAAAAUAUUUUUAUGUAAGGCGAAUGCUUGGGAUCAGUUUCUGCGUAUCUCGUGCUACUGCGGCGGUCUUGAACUUGUGUUGUGCGCUAAUUUUGCUGCCUUUCUGUAAAAAAAUUAAUCAAAUGUUACACAAACCCUUAUCAAAAUUAUGGCCGAGACUGUUCUUCUUUUGGCUGGAGAAUGCAAAAUGUUUUCAUAUGACAGUGUCAGUUACAUUACUUCUCUCGGGUGUUACUCAUUCCAUUUCGCAUUUUAUCAAUUUAUGGAAUUUCUCCCGACAUUACGAUGAGCAGUGGACUGAGAUUAAUUUGGCUCGAUACAAAAACGAGAACCCUGUAUGUCUGUUGAUGACAGUAGCAGGCAUGUCGGGUCUGUUCAUGUUGCUGAUUGUGUUAUGCAUGGGCGUGACGUCACUCAGGAUAGUUCGACGGAGAGUGUACAAUGUCUUUUGGUACACUCAUCAGUUGUACCUUCUGUUCCUGGUACUCCUGAUCAUACAUCCGUUGAGCGGUGUUUUAAAAGAAGAAGUUGUAGAUCAAUUGAGUAUUAGUUCUAGUCAAGAGUCACUGAAUGAGACAGUUUAUUAUAAUGUGCCAAGAUUUACACCAAUCAAGUCAAAGACCUGGCUGUGGGUGUCCCUGCCGCUUACAUAUUACUUUAUAGAUCUCGUGUGGAGGAUAUUUGUGAGGAAUCAAAAAAAUGUUCAAAUUAUAUGGGUGCGUCAUAUGCCGGGGAGGACAAUUAGUUUGAAUUUGCGCAUCGGGGAACAGUUUUCGUGGCGCGUCGGACAAUACGUGCUGCUGCAGUGUUGUGAUAUAUCGUCAAUAGAGUGGCAUCCAUUCACCGUUGUUAAGAUUCCAGAUAAUGAUGGAGAACUCGAGGUUUGGAUUAAAGUGAAAGGAGAUUGGACCGAAGCGCUUGAGAAGCUACUACUGGAACAAGGCCACCACGACCUUUAUAUGUUGGUAGAUGGGCCGUUUUCAAGUCCAAUGGAAGGUAUCAGCCAACAGGAGAUAGCUAUAUGCGUUGCGGCUGGCGUCGGUAUAACACCCUUCGUAGCCUUGCUCAGACAUCUUUACAGAUAUCCUAGGAGCCAGUUUCCGGGAAGAAUUCACUUAAUAUGGAUAGUCCGUAACCAAAACGAAAUAUCUUGGCUGGCAGACCUAGCAAACAAAACUAUGUUAGAACUGAGAAACGCUAACAAACCAGAUAGACUACAUUUAGAAUUAUACGUUACAAGCAAUAAGCAUAUUAUAUGUGUCAAUGAAAAAGGUGUGCCAUUUAUAGCUAAAAACAACAAUGAUUUAACACUAUUUAAAUCGAAGAAUAGAAGAAGCUUUAUUAAUAAGAAAGCAAAUAUCUUCAAAAGUAAUUAUAUUAAAGAAAAGCUCUUUGUUAAAAUUAAUACUAAUAAAGAUUUAAGGGAACUAAACGGCAGAUUUUUUUUAAAUAAAGAUAAUAGUGGCCAUCUCAAAAUCAGUGAGGAAGAAAUGGCAUUGCUUACUCCAAAUCUGAAGCGUAACGUACUAGAUGACUGUGAGGCUAGAAGUAAUGUGGUACGAAAUAUUGAUGUUCUUAAAAACUAUCCACUUGUUGGAUGCCGAAUUAGAAGAGGAAGGCCGCAUUGGGAUAGAGUUUUUGGAUAUUGGGUUCAUCUUUAUCCAGGGUACCACAUAAACCUCUACUGCUGUGGACCAAAAACAUUAGUUAGGUUGUUGCGAGAGAAAUGCAAGAAUAUUAGUUCCAGUACGAAAACUAAGAUAACUUUUAUUCAUGAAUCAUUCUCAUGAGUUUUAUAGACUGAUUAAUUUUAUAUGUCUACUAUAUUGCAGAACAAUAAAUUAUUAUUACCUUUG
Messenger RNA from Leptidea sinapis, 2213 nucleotides. Its product is annotated as NADPH oxidase 4-like. Bases 243 to 2147 code for a protein of 634 amino acids. Gene Ontology annotation, molecular function: superoxide-generating NAD(P)H oxidase activity. The transcript has 12 exons. Gene Ontology annotation, cellular component: plasma membrane; NADPH oxidase complex. The record is from RefSeq and is a predicted model, not a curated record. Gene Ontology annotation, biological process: superoxide anion generation; defense response. Lineage: Eukaryota; Metazoa; Arthropoda; Insecta; Lepidoptera; Pieridae.